This is a messenger RNA of Daldinia childiae, 564 nucleotides long. RefSeq names its product putative cytochrome p450 protein. The record is from RefSeq and is a predicted model, not a curated record. The coding region runs from base 1 to 564 and encodes 187 amino acids. The transcript is spliced from 3 exons. Lineage: Eukaryota; Fungi; Ascomycota; Sordariomycetes; Xylariales; Hypoxylaceae.
AUGCAUCUAUUGCAGAGCCUCAUGCUUGGCAUCCCAAUGGCUUUAGCUGGGUCACCAAUUAUUGUACAACGUGCUCCUACGGCACCUUUUGGAUUGUUCGCUUACGGCGAUGGAAUCGGUGGUGCACCUGUUUUCACAGAUGGUGAAAACGCCUUUAUCGGGCGAGCAACUCGCUCAAACGACAGCGAAGCAGCUCAGAUUCAGUUUAUAUCCGGUACAGACAAUUCGCUGCUGGCCAGUCCCAACACCACUACCGGCAAUGCACCCACUUGGUCAAACCUCACGUUCAUGGUCCCGGAUACGACAUCUUCAUCUCAUCAGGUCGGAUUCACUAAUUCGACUACUUCUACCGAUAGGUCAGGAUCUGGGUUCGUAUUCUAUGGAGACUUUCUACUACACAAGAACACCGACGGGGAUCUCAAGGCAUUGUGGUAUGCUGUACCAUCUGAUGAAGAUCGUAUUUGGACCUUGAACUGGAACUCAACCGACGAUGAUACCGAAGGGAAAGUGGUUGUCACCCUGAAGGCUACACCACCAUCAAGGCCAACGGAUAAGAACAAUUAG